Symbiodinium sp. CCMP2592 is the source of this 357-nucleotide messenger RNA. The record is from the annotation of a GenBank genome assembly. NCBI's taxonomy places the organism in Eukaryota, Dinophyceae, Suessiales, Symbiodiniaceae.
AUGCUUCCUUGUGCAGAGCAGACAUGCAGCGCGGUAUUUUACUCGGCGCUUCCCCGCUUGAUCUCAUCCGAAGGCUGUUUUGGCUCUACCACACAGUUUACAGGUUUCCCGCACUUCACCGGGCCGGGUUGGUGGCUUCGAGAAGGAAGGAGUAGACCGAGACGCACGGUUGUCUCCGGCCCGCUACCGGAAGUGUCGACCAAGGCCAAAGUUCAAGAGGAGCCAGAAGAGUCCAGGGAAGACCUAAUGAAGAUGUCUGUAUCCGAUUUGAAGAAGCUUCUGGUGAAGUUUGGAAGAACAGCUCGGGGGUGUAUUGAGAAGAAGGACUUCGUCGACCGAUUGAAGCCGCCGAGAUGA